Molecule: messenger RNA, 850 nt
Organism: Emiliania huxleyi CCMP1516
Lineage: Eukaryota; Haptophyta; Isochrysidales; Noelaerhabdaceae
Exons: 8
Biological process (GO): tRNA modification
Molecular function (GO): magnesium ion binding; tRNA guanylyltransferase activity
Source: RefSeq, a predicted model, not a curated record
UAAUUCGUCUACAAUUCGUCUUCCCGUUGCCCUCCCGGCCUGGCGGGUGCACGCUGCCCGCAUGGCCACUGGCUCCGCCGCAAAGAGGCACCGCGCGCACGACGCGAUCACGAUCGGCGAUGAGAUGAAGCGGUACGAGGAGGAGGCGUGCUCGUCGAUCGUCGAUUUGCAGCGGCCAUGUGUGGUGCGGCUCGACGGCCACUGCUUCCACACAUACACAAAGGGCUUCCGCCGCCCGUAUGACCUGCGCAUCCACGAGGCGAUGGUUGCCACCGCGACCGACCUGCUCGAGCGCUUCGGCGCGGUCACCGCAUACACCGAGUCUGACGAGAUCUCCCUCCUCUUUCCGCCUUCGACCGCCGAGUCGCCCUCGCUGCCCUUCAGCGGGCGGGUGCAGAAGAUCGUCUCUGUGAGCGCGGGCUUCGCCUCGGCCCGCUUCAACCUGCACAUGGCGAGCCAGCCCUUCGACGGCGAGGGAGAGGCGCCGCUCGCCGCGCGGGUCGCGCGGAGCGACGCGCACUUUGACUCGCGCGUCUUCAGCUUGCCGGACGAGGCCAGGCUGGUCGAGUACAUGCGGUGGCGCGCCCUGCUCGACUGCAGGCGCAACUCCAUCUCGAUGCUCGCGCAGGCGCACUUUCCGCCCGCGCGGCUGCACAAGCUCGACGCCCAGGCCGCGCUGCGCCUGCUCAAGGAGGAGAAGGGCGUCGACUGGGCGCGCGAGCCCGCCUUCUUCCGCUUCGGCACGUACGUCAAGAAGGAGCAGUUCACCAAGGAGGCCUUCAACCCGAUCACGCGCGCCAAGGUGACCGCCGUGCGCACGCGCUGCGCCGCCCGCUCUUUCGAGUUUCAG